CGACUAAGACGCACAAUUUUCGACUCCUUCAAAGUAAUUUCAUCAAUUGAAAUAGAUAACCAGUUACAACAAACUCAAUUACUAAAAUAAAACAUUGAAUAUGUUGUUUGAGGAGCUAACAAUCCUCCAGAGCUAUUCGGCUUGUGAUGUCUCAGAUGCGUUGCUCAAACUAAAUGUUCCAGGCGCUGGACUAAUUCCUGAUAUGCUGCCAUUUGCCCCGCACGCGCCCUACUCCGCAGAUCUCGACAGUCAGGCGAAGGUGGUUGGUCCUGCGUCAACAGUGGCGUUCGUCCCCAAAGACCCCGAUCAAUCGUCAACUCAAGCUUUUGAUCCUAACACGCCCAUGUGGAUUCCAAACAUUCCGCCGGGGACACACUAUGUCGAUCUCACCAGCCCAGAGACGGUGGUUGUCAUGAGCCAGCCCCCAGACCAACGUUGCGCCGUCCUGGGGGGUAUUAUGGCUGCACGGAUGAAGGUGCGUGGGGCAAAAGGAGUGGUUGUGGGAGGGAGAGUGCGAGAUCUGCGCGAGCUACGGUCCGUGGAUCUGCCGAUCUGGGCCCAGUCAACCUCUACCGUUGGAACCGCCCUUGAGGCAAAACCCUAUGCCAUUGAUGUCCCCAUUUCUGUCAAUGGUCGAAAUAUUCAGCCAGGAGAUAUUAUGUUCUGCGAUCCUCUGGAAGGAGUCGUUGUCAUACCACAGAAAGAACUUGAAAAUGUACUUCAGCUUCUUCCACGACUAACUGAAGCGGAUGACCGGGUCAAGGAAGAUAUCUAUCAAGGAGGAUCGGUUACAGCUGCAUUUGCCAAACACCGAAGCAGUCUUUGAGAUGCAGAGACCUUCCUGUCCAUCUGUAAGGCUGCAGCAGGUAGUCAACAACGAGCAGGCUAAUUUUCAUAAGUUUAUUCUCUAAUAGCGUACUUGCAUUGCAAUGGAUGCAUGUCAUUUGCUCAUUUAUUAGGCCAUGCAAAGAGAAAAAAAAAACAAUGGAUUGUCUAUAUUUUUCACUAUUUGAAGGGUC
Messenger RNA from Xylona heveae TC161, 1019 nucleotides. Its product is annotated as DlpA domain protein. The transcript is spliced from 5 exons. The record is from RefSeq and is a predicted model, not a curated record. NCBI's taxonomy places the organism in Eukaryota, Fungi, Ascomycota, Xylonomycetes, Xylonales, Xylonaceae. Bases 101 to 826 code for a protein of 241 amino acids.